AUGGCGCGAAUAAAACAGGGCGUGUUCUCCUGGGAGGAUGUACUCGCCCAUCGGUACCAAAACAAUAAGCCUGCGGGCCUCCCCCAGCCCCGGAGACAGAGCGCACUCUCCAGUCGAAAUCAGUCGCAAACGAGACAGUCUGAGACAAAACUAUGCUGGGACGUCCAGCUGCAGAGCUCGCUGCUCGCGACGCUCUCCCCAGAACUGCGGGUCAUGAUCUGGGAACAAGUCCUCGGCGGCAUACGCAUCCAUAUUAUCCAGCGGGCGGAUAGACGGAUGGGCCAUGUUGUCUGCCCGGCCUCGGGGGCCUGUGAUAUCUGUCGCGGCGGGCUACCUCCGUCUAGCUGUAAGGAGUCACCGCCGCAUAUCCCGAGCAGCAGCCUUCUUGCCCUCCCGUUGGCAUGCAAGCAGAUCUACUCGGAAUCAAUUCACCUAUUAUACACCCUCAACACCUUCGAAUUCAGCAGCACCUGGUCACUCACUUACCUCCGUCCAACAAUCCCCACAGGCCUCUGGGACUCCAUCCGUGUAGUCGAGCUUAGUUGGGCCUUCCCGGGCCACUGGCUACCAAGCAAAGACCCUGUCAAGUCGGUCUACUUCUCCGCAGGGCGCCAACAGUGGAUCGAGACCUGCUGCGCUGUCGCCCGCAUGAAGAGUCUGCAGUCAUUCAGCCUGCAUUUAAGCGGCAGCUGGUUCAGUGAGCCGGUUGAGAAACUCCCCGUAUUUCUAGAGCCGCUGCGUAAUUUGCAUCUACGACAGAAGUGGCAGCUGAAUUUGCCGAGGCAGCCGUACUAUGUUAAGGAGAUUCGCAACAUUGAUGGUGACUUGAAGAAGAGGGGGAUUGAUUGUGUGGUGCAGGCUGCCUAG
This is a messenger RNA of Aspergillus puulaauensis, 867 nucleotides long. RefSeq lists its product as uncharacterized. The record is from RefSeq and is a predicted model, not a curated record. The coding region runs from base 1 to 867 and encodes 288 amino acids. Lineage: Eukaryota; Fungi; Ascomycota; Eurotiomycetes; Eurotiales; Aspergillaceae. The transcript is spliced from 3 exons.